UAAACACAUUUCGCAUUCCAUUUGUUAGGGAGGUGUUAAACGAAUGUAUUAAUGAACAUAUUUCGGAAACUUUUUGAUAGUUUAAGUAGUAAAACAGUAGCAUACACUACGAGAAGAAUGAGUGUGAAUUCUCUGUAUUAUUCCCAUGAACAGCUUACAAAUUUUAUUGAACUUGCAAAAAAUGAAGAUGAAGGUGUACUACAGUAUUUAAAACAUGUUCAACAUGUUCCUAUACAAGACUUUACUCCAGGAUUGGAAUGGUUCAAUACAACAGAACCUCUUUCUAUGAAGAAGCACCUCCAAGGAAAAAUUGUUGUUUUAGAUUUUUUUACUUAUUGCUGUAUAAAUUGUAUGCAUAUCCUUCCCGAUUUGAGAGAACUUGAAAACAAAUUUUCAAUAGAAGAUGGUUUAGUUGUGGUCGGUGUCCAUAGUGCCAAAUUCGAGAAUGAAAAAAUAUCUUCCAACAUAUUGGCGGCAGUCCAACGGUACAACAUAUCUCACCCUGUGGUUAAUGACUGUAACUCAGACAUGUGGAAAAAAUGUGGUGUACAUUGUUGGCCUACUUUACUCGUCUUAGGCCCUUCUGGAAAUCCUAUAGUUAUGCUGACUGGAGAGGGACAUAAAGACAAUCUUAUACUAUAUAUAAAGAACGCAUUGAAAUUUUAUAAGGAAAAGAACUUGAUCUCUAAUCACAAAUUACCAAUUAAGUCUGCCUACCAUUUGUUACCUGAUCUCAAAGGACCAUUACUAUUUCCAGGAAAAAUUACUAACAUACUAGAUGAAAAUAACCAUGAAAUUUUGGCUGUUUCGGACACGGGCAAUAAUCGAAUAUUAAUUUUAAAGGAAGAUGGUACCAUUAUACAACAAAUAGGUGGAAAUAAAUUGGGGUUUAAGGAUGGUAGUUUAGAAGAUGCUGAAUUUAAUAAUCCGCAAGGAUUGACCUUCCAAAAUAGAGAUAUACUUUUUGUUGCGGAUACUGAAAACCAUGCAAUUAGGAAAGUAGAUUUGAAAAACAAAAAAGUUGAUACUGUUGCAGGUAUCGGUAAACAAGGUGACGACAUGCUUGGAGGUAACAAGGGACUAGAACAAGCCAUAUCAUCUCCAUGGGAUUUAUCUAUCUAUAGAAAACAGGAUAUGGAUCCUGUUGGUAAUCCGGUCAUUCGAGAAGUUCUGAUUAUCGCAAUGGCUGGAACCCACCAGAUUUGGGCUUUGUUUUUAGAAGAUACAGUAUGGUGGAAGUCAAAAAAAUAUACAGCAGGUACUUGCAUUAACAUUGUCGGUUCCGGUAGAGAAGAAAAUAGAAACAACAGUUAUCCUCAUAACGCGGCCUUCGCGCAACCAUCUGGAUUAGCUUUAUGCCAAAAUAAUAAAGAAUUAUAUAUUGCUGACAGUGAAAGCUCGAGCAUUAGAAGGAUAUCCCUAGUCGAUGGAAAAGUCACUCCUGUUGUUGGAGGAGAGAGAGAUCCAAGCAAUUUGUUUGCAUUUGGUGAUAAAGAUGGUACCUUAUUUGACGCCAAACUUCAACACGCUUUAGGAGUUGGAAUAACCAGUGAUGAGAAAACCCUUUUCGUAACAGAUACAUAUAAUCACAAAGUGAAGAAAGUCAACGUUGCCGAUAAUUCUGUGUGCUCUAUUAUUUUACCAACUGAAGAUGCCACAGAUGGUACUAGUAGCACAUUUAAAGAACCUGCUGGAGUCUGUAUUAGUUCCGAUAAUAAAAAGCUGUAUGUGGCGGACACAAACAAUCAUCAGAUCAAAGUUCUGCAUUUAAAUAACCAGCAAAAUGUUACCAAAGUGGAAAAACUAGAGUUGAAAAAAAUAGAGAAUAAUAAGGCUGAAAUUGACAAAUCUAGCUACGAGAUUUUAUCGAGAAAACCUGUAUCAAUUAAUUCGAAUGGUGGUAAAAUUAUUCUUACUGUAAAUUUUAAGUUUGAUAAUGGUUUGGGACUUACCGAAGGUGCUCCGCAGAGGUGGUUGGUUGAUUUGCCAGACAUAACGUGGUCUUCUAUACCCAAGAAUGGAUCAAAUCUGGAUUUGGUAGAAACUACAAUUAGCGUACCUACUAAUGGUAUUAAACAGAACCAAAACAUAGACUUUUUAUUUAAUCUUGUUACUUGUACAGACGACACAUGUCUUCCUAAAAGCUUUAUCGUAAGAGUACCGAUUGUAUACCAAAACAGCGAGAGUAAAGUUACUGAAAAUAUUUCCGUGCUUGUUAAGCCAGAAAAUAUCAUUCUAUUAUAGAACAGUAUACGUCUAUAUCUUUUUGAGUACAACGUUUUACAGUAUAGCCCAAAAUAAACAGUACUGAAAUUGUAAUUAUUUUAUUGUUUUAAAAAAUACAUUUGACACUUUAUAACAUGUUUUAAAUGAGCUCCUCCUCUCUCAAGACAGACUUCAUACUGAUAUGCCAGAUAUCUCAUAAUGUUAUGGAAUAAGGGUUGUCUGAAGUUCGCGAAGAAGCCUCUAACGGCAUCCUAACUCAUUGAUGGUUUGUGUUAUUAGGUUUGUGAAUUAGGCCUUAAUGAUUAAUUGUUUAACGAUUACUUGACAGGUUUAUACAAGUUAAUUUGAAUAUGACAGCGCGCACAAAGUGAAUUUAUGUUUCAGUUUCAGUACUAAUUAUUUUGGGCAAUACUGUAUUUAUAAGAAUUUAACAAUCUUGACUCUGGAUUUGUCGCUAGGUAAAUUUUAAUAAAUAAUUUUUAAAAAUGAUAUUUUAGAUUGCAAACGGUAAUAUGUUUAUAAAUCUUCAUCAGAUGCCAUAUAUGUAGUACAGAUUCAACAAGAAAACAAUUAUUGUGUUCAGUGCAAAUAAUUGUGACCAGUUCGAGAUACUGUCUUGACUUUUUUAUUUUUUCAACGAGGCCAGUUGCAAAAACAUUAUGACAUGUUCAGGUUGUCUUAAUUCGUCUAGUGGUAGUUUUGCUAUUUUUUGUGCAAUCUGUUUUUCUGGAAUGUUAAGACCAGUGCGGAUCUGUUUUGAGGUGGAUGUGAGGGAUGGCAUCCGUAUUUUUGCAGAAAAAGUUG
This is a messenger RNA of Diabrotica balteata, 3030 nucleotides long. Lineage: Eukaryota; Metazoa; Arthropoda; Insecta; Coleoptera; Chrysomelidae. The record is from the annotation of a GenBank genome assembly.